AUGGCGGCUUCUGGACAGUGGCGUGGGAUGGGGAGGCUGGCUGAGAUGGCGCCAGCAUUGGGGCGCUGGCCCCGGUUUUACAGCACAUCCUCCACUUUUGCUGAAGUGCUAAGGCUACCUCAGAAACAGCUAACAAGAGUCGUGUACCCGCUGCGGGAACUGGCACAGCACCUCGUCACGGACACCGGGUCAGGCCUUAUCGAACAGAGACUCUUCGACCCGAGCCUGGAGGACAUCGCCAGGGCGGAGAGCGUCUUCGAGGCCACGGCCCGGAACCGCAUCGAGUACCUCAGCUCCGCGGUUCGCCUAGACCACGCCCCGAGCCUGCGGCAGCCGGAGGUGUGUUUCAUAGGCCGAAGCAAUGUUGGAAAAUCGUCCUUGAUAAAGGCCUUAUUUUCGCUGGCCCCUGAUGUAGAAGUCAGAAUCUCAAAAAAACCGGGGCACACAAAGAAAAUGAAUUUUUUCAAAGUUGGAAAAUAUUUUACAUUGGUGGACAUGCCAGGGUAUGGCUAUAGAGCCCCUGAAGACUUUGUUGACAUGGUAGAGACCUAUCUAAAAGAACGAAAGAACCUGAAGAGAACGUUUUUGCUAGUGGAUAGUGUUGUUGGAAUUACCAAGUUAGACAAUAUUGCCAUAGAAAUGUGUGAAGAAUUUGCAUUGCCUUAUGUGAUGGUCUUAACAAAAAUUGACAAGUCUUCCAAGGGCUAUCUUUUAAAACAAGUGCUUCAGAUUCAGAAAUUUGUUAACACACAGACACAAGGCUGUUUCCCUCAGUUGUUUCCUAUAAGUGCAGUGACCUAUUCUGGAGUCCAUCUGUUGAAGUGCUUUAUAGCAGAUGUAACAGGAAGUCUUAAGUAAACACCCAGAGUACAUGAAGUUCCAAUGUUCUUCAUGUCAACUGGACUGAAACACCUAGAAGAAUACCAAUAUUGUUUUAAAUAUUGUGCAUCUCAACUUGCAGGAGAAUCAGUUGUUUUAAAAAAUCAUCAUCCUAAAGCAAACAUUAAUUUG
Messenger RNA from Phodopus roborovskii (desert hamster), 1011 nucleotides. RefSeq names its product GTP binding protein 8 (putative) (gene Gtpbp8). NCBI's taxonomy places the organism in Eukaryota, Metazoa, Chordata, Mammalia, Rodentia, Cricetidae. The record is from RefSeq and is a predicted model, not a curated record. Gene Ontology annotation, cellular component: mitochondrion. Gene Ontology annotation, molecular function: GTP binding; GTPase activity. The coding region runs from base 1 to 858 and encodes 285 amino acids. The transcript is spliced from 6 exons.